Vicugna pacos (alpaca) is the source of this 3986-nucleotide messenger RNA. Its product is annotated as E3 ubiquitin-protein ligase NRDP1. Gene Ontology annotation, cellular component: plasma membrane signaling receptor complex. NCBI's taxonomy places the organism in Eukaryota, Metazoa, Chordata, Mammalia, Artiodactyla, Camelidae. The record is from RefSeq and is a predicted model, not a curated record. Gene Ontology annotation, molecular function: ubiquitin protein ligase activity; zinc ion binding. Gene Ontology annotation, biological process: regulation of canonical NF-kappaB signal transduction; protein ubiquitination.
GGUGGGCGGGGUCAAGGCUCUGUCUCACACCGCGACGAGUGGUCGGAGCUUUCUCCCCUCUCCUUCCCCUUCCCCUUCCCCUCCCAGGAAAGGCUGGGACCCGGCGCCCGGGCUAUCCCGCGGCCGCUGCGGCCUCAGCUCCAGCCAGGCCAGGGUACGGAGAGUCCAGACCGCUUCCAGGGCGAGUGCUCCUGAUCGUGACAUCACAUCCAUCCCCUUGGCGAUGGAGCUUGUCACUAGGAAGGAAGACUCAGUCGGAGAAUAGCCAACAAGAUGGGUCACUGGGAGCGUCUCCUGAGUGGCACUGAGUGGAGGCAUCAGGGGGUUGGAGCCUUGUGAACAGGGAACCUGCCCCCCAACACUUGGAAGGACCUGGGUUUCAGUGAUGAGACAUGGGGUAUGAUGUAACCCGUUUCCAGGGGGAUGUUGACGAAGACCUUAUCUGUCCUAUUUGCAGUGGAGUCUUGGAGGAGCCAGUCCAGGCGCCUCACUGCGAGCAUGCUUUCUGCAACGCCUGCAUCACCCAGUGGUUCUCUCAGCAGCAGACGUGUCCGGUGGACCGAAGCGUUGUGACGGUCGCCCACCUGCGCCCAGUACCUCGGAUCAUGCGGAACAUGUUGUCAAAGCUGCAGAUUGCCUGCGACAACGCUGUGUUUGGCUGCAGUGCUGUUGUCCGGCUUGACAACCUCAUGUCUCACCUCAGUGACUGUGAGCACAACCCAAAACGGCCUGUGACCUGUGAACAGGGAUGUGGCCUGGAGAUGCCCAAAGAUGAGCUGCCGAACCACAACUGCAUUAAGCACCUGCGCUCAGUGGUCCAGCAGCAGCAGACACGCAUUGCAGAGCUGGAGAAGACCUCAGCGGAACACAAACACCAGCUGGCGGAGCAGAAGCGAGACAUCCAGCUGCUAAAGGCAUACAUGCGUGCAAUCCGCAGUGUCAACCCCAACCUUCAGAACCUGGAGGAGACAAUUGAGUACAACGAGAUCCUAGAGUGGGUGAACUCCCUGCAGCCAGCAAGAGUGACCCGCUGGGGAGGGAUGAUCUCGACCCCGGACGCUGUGCUCCAGGCGGUAAUCAAGCGCUCCCUGGUGGAGAGUGGCUGUCCUGCCUCCAUUGUCAACGAGCUGAUUGAAAAUGCCCACGAGCGGAGCUGGCCCCAGGGUCUGGCCACAUUAGAGACAAGGCAGAUGAACCGGCGUUACUAUGAGAACUACGUGGCCAAGCGCAUCCCUGGCAAGCAGGCUGUCGUCGUGAUGGCCUGUGAGAACCAGCACAUGGGUGACGACAUGGUGCAGGAGCCGGGGCUUGUCAUGAUAUUUGCGCAUGGUGUGGAAGAGAUAUAGGAGAUCUCGACGGGCUAUGAGGAGGAGAUGAAAAUCAGAAAAUCCUGUCACUCCAGCAGUGGGGCCCUGAGUCCUCCCCACUUCCCUUAAUACCGUGGCUUACACCUGAGCCACACAUCUCCCUGCUCUUCUGGCACUGAAGGGGGGCCCCGGGGCACUCUGCUCAGCCUUUCAGGUGGGGAACCCAGAUUCCCUCCUUUUGCUUUAUUUCUUCCCCUAAGAUGUCUGUAAAUUUUCCAUCUGGUUGGGAAAGGCCCCACCUCUAUAUCUGUUUUCCUGCCUAGGGUCCCUGGUUCCAGUUAUUUUCAGAAAGCACAAGGAUACUCAUUUUCUCCAGAGGAUCAGGGUGGAGUGAGGAAUCUCUAAGUGUUCCCCUCCUCCAAAACCAAGGAAUCAGAACAGGCAGGACUAUUGACUCUAAACAGCAUUUAGAGGGCAGCUAGGGGAGAAAUGGUGAGGGUGGAACAAAACCCUAGAAAUGAAUAAGGAGGCCAGCCGGCCAUUGUUGGUGGCCCUUAGGGGAAGACUGGACCUCUGUGCCAAGCAAUACCCCAUUCAGCCCACCUUAAAGGUGUGGGCCCCCGCUGGGUCUGCAGGUGUGCAGGUUAGGAUACUGAAAAUUUCCAGAUGAGCUCUUCUUUCCUACACUUCCUCGUGGUUAGGGAAUGACAGGGGUGGGGGUGAGGGGUUAGUCUACUGGGGUGCAUAUGCUCAGCAGGAAGCAGCUCUCUGGCGUUUGCUGGAAUCGGGUAGGCGCUGCCUCUGUGGCACAGGCCCUAAUGGUUCCGUAGACCCUUCUCCAGCCCGGUGAUUGUAACUAGUUAUUUUGAUAAUUUCCUUUGGCCAUUGUUACUUGUUUAUAUUUCACUCCCUCCCUCCCACUUUUUUUUUUUAAGAAUGGCCUGAUUAUGGCUACCCCACUUUUCCAGCCCAGCCACAUUGUUGGCAAUUUAAUUUAUUUACUUUUUUUUUUUUAAGAAAGGAAAAAGAAAAAAAAUUAACAAAACUUAAAACUUUUGCUCUUCCUAUUGUGGGGAUUCUGGAUAGGGUGGGACAGGGAUGGGAUCUGUUUUAUAUUUUUCCUUUUCAGCACAACCUUUGGCUUUAAUAUAGGAGGGCCAAGGGAGUCCUUGGCUGAACUUAUGUCUGUCCCAGUCCUCCAUAACCCAUCCGAGAUGAGGAGCUUCCUCUAUUCCAGUGAUGGAUGUGACAGUCCAGCAUCGAUGCCUGUGCCCUCUGGAGAACUCUGCUCCCAGCCUAUCCAGGGUCUCAUUGUAAAACUCUGGACUUAGAGUAUUAAUUUUGAAGAAACCCUGCCCACUAUGCGCCUCCCCUACCUGCCUGGUUUCCUUGGAGAUAAACAGCUGGGUUCUAAGCUUCACCAGGCAAAGUGGGAUAGAAAGUAUGCCCCUGAGUACAGGCUGUACUCUGCCUCACCCAGGCCCCCAAGGACUUGAGCUCCACUUCAGGCUGCCCAGGGCAUGCCGUGAUCCCUAGGGUGACUGGCAGAGUAAGAGGAGAGGAGGUGGUGGGUGUGGGGUAGUGGGUAGUGGGUCUUAAUAAGCAGGUGGGAGGUGGGGUUGGAGAGAUGGCCGUGUAACAGCUGCUGCUCUUUUUGGAGUUGCUCUCCGGGCCAGCUUGCUGUAGGUCUGGGUAGUUGGGUCAUGGCCCCAGUGGGACUGUGGGCAGGAGAGGGAUACAGCGUGGAGGGCGUGUGGAACAUCGUCAUGUGUUCCAGCUCCAGGACGUUGUGCUCAGGAAUUUGAAAACGCUGCUAUACUUAGUCUGGUUACGACAUUUCUUCCACCCCCACUGCCCCGGCCCGCCUUACCAAGGCCCAUACCCUCCUGUCGUCAUCCUCAGAUGGAGCCAGGAAGCUCAGUAAAGGCUUCCCUACCCUUUGCACUAGUGUCUCUGCAGGUUGCUGGUUGUGUUUUAUGUGCUGUUCCACGGUGUUGACUGCACUAAUAAACCUUUUACUCAACUCUAAAUUCUUAAUUCACAUCACUCCCCUCUUGAAGGUUCUCCUCUGCCUUGUCCUUUCUCUCGCCUUAAUUCCCCUUACUUCCUCCCCACUUUGUAACCCACUCUUGUCUCAGAACCUCUGUUUAGGAGGAUAUCUGUCUGAGAGGAGUGCAUUUCAUAUCUUCUUUGCCCUGCGUGCCCUCCUGUGUCCUUCCCUCCUGUCCCCUGUUUUGUACAAUGAAAGCUCUCACUAGUGAUCUGAACUGUAUUCUUUUCAGGGUUUACCUUUGCUCCAAAUCCACAUCUUCUUACGUGCUCUGGGAUUUCAGGAUACUUUCUAUGAUGAUAUGCUAGUAACUUUCUCCCUUGUCCCCCAAGCACCUUUGCUUUGGAAUCUGGGAUUCCAUCACAGGCAGGAACCCUCCACCCUUGUGUCCUAACCAAGAAGGUAAACACAAGGAAAAGAACCUGGAACAUCUGCACCUGCUGUGGUUGCUAAGUCUUGCUAAACCCUUUUGUAGGCAUCUGCUGCCAUCUUCCUAUCAUGAGAAAAUAAUCUUUUACCGCAGUGCUAUAUUUUAAACUUCUUCAGCAUUUAUCAUGCACCUAAUAUAAACUUGGUAGUACUCUAGCUACUCUAGUGGGGCAAAAAAAAAAAAAACCCCACAAAACACC